Molecule: messenger RNA, 1344 nt
Organism: Cucumis melo (muskmelon)
Lineage: Eukaryota; Viridiplantae; Streptophyta; Magnoliopsida; Cucurbitales; Cucurbitaceae
Product: mavicyanin-like
Exons: 2
Coding region: 41-586 (181 amino acids)
Cellular component (GO): plasma membrane
Molecular function (GO): electron transfer activity
Source: RefSeq, a predicted model, not a curated record
CUCUCUCUCUCUCUCUCUGUGAUUUAGAGAAAGCUUAAUAAUGAUGGUGAAGUUAUAUCAUAAUUGCAGAUUGAUAUAUUAUUUCUUCUUGUUUCUAAGUUUCUUUGGAGUUUCAAUGUGUGAAGUCUUUGUUGUUGGAGAUGAAGAAGGCUGGAAUUCUGGCAUCAAUUUUGCUACUUGGUCUCAAUCCCAUAAUUUCACCAAAGGAGAUUUUCUAGUUUUCAAUUAUGCAAAGAAUGUACACAAUGUGUAUGAAGUUAUUGAAGAGACAUAUAGAUCUUGUGAGGCAAAGAAUGGAGUAUUGGGUGAAUAUGAUAGUGGGAAUGAUAAAAUUGAACUCAAAGAAGCAAGAAAUUAUUGGUUCAUUUGUAAUGUGGUUGGGCAUUGCUUGGGUGGAAUGAGGUUUGGAAUUGAGGUUAAACAACAACCCAAUUCUUCUACUCAUCUUCCACUUAAUCCUAUUGAUCAAUCUCCUCCUCCAAACACCAACCAUGCUUCUAUUUGUUGUGGAAGGUAUCCUAUGUGGUGGACCUUUUUCAUCUGCAUUCUACCCUUUAAUGUUCUGAUCUCGAACAUUUGGGGAUAAGUCUUGUUUGGUAAUUAUUUAGUUAUUGUUUGAUAAUUUUUUUUGCUUUUGAAAAUUAAAUCUAUUUUCGGUCGGUUUCUUAAUUAUCAUGGUUUUCAUCUUUCUCUGAACAGGAGAGUUGAAUUUUUAGCCAAAUUUAAGAAAAGAAAAAGUAUUUUAAAACUAUUUUUUAGGAUUUAAGAACUUAAUUUGGUUUUUGAAAAUAUUGGUGAAAAAGUUAGGUUAUAGAGAAAUAAAUUUUGAAAAUAUUGAUGGAAAGAGUAUUUAUAGGGCUUCAAUUUUUAAAAACUAGAAACUAAAAAACCAAAUGGUUUCUAAACAUGACAUUGGUUUUAAGGGGUUUUUUAGUUUUUGAAAAUUGAGUGCUUCAUCUUAGUUUCUUACUAUGGUUUUAAUCUUUUUGAAGUAAAAGAGUUGCAUUUCUUAGCUAAAUUCCAAAACAAAAACAUCUUGUUAAAAACUAUUUUUUAGUCUUCAAAAUUUGGCUUGAUUUUUGAAAUAUGAGUAGAAAGAAAACAAUGCAACAAAAGGAACUUGGACACAGAAAAAGUGUUUGUAGGCUUAAUUUCUAAAAACAAAAAAACAUUCAUUUCCUACAAAGUACAGGGAUUACAAUCAUGAGGUUUGGAGACUUUGAGCUUAAUAUCACUGAUGUCUUGAUUGUUUUGAGUCGACUUAUCACUUUUGAUUAUUUCUAAAAUGAAUAAAGAAAAAAUCAAUUAUAUUUAUCAUUUCCAUACAUAAUCUCUUGUAGUUUU